AUUUCUGUUAUGUUUCUGAUUUACUGUAGCUUACUAUGUACUAUUUACGAUAAAGUUUGUAUUUAUGUCAGUUUGGAGUUUUAAGAAACAGUAAGAUAAGACUACAUGAAUACACCGUUCUCUAAUUUCAGCAAGAUCAUAAAUUUAAAAUGACGUAAUCUAAUAAUGGCGGAUUUCGUAUGUAAACAAACCGUAAGCGUGGUCGAAUGCAGUAAGCAUUAUUAUUUCUUAUAGCAAACAAUUAAUCAAAUAGACCUUUAAGUUAUUUUAAAAUAUAUAGUUUUUUAGUAACAUAUCAACUUUAUUUAUAUGAAAAGAUGCAAAAUGUGUUUAACGAGUCAAGUUGUUGUCCUAAAUGCCAUCAAUUUCUCAGCCCCAUUUUUGUAAAAAUAGUUUUACUACGCUUCUUAUUAUCAAUAUAGAAGGGGUUGCAGAGAGGUUGCCAAUGCAAAGGCAUUAAGUAUGGCAAGGAAAGAGCAGGAAAAGGCAGGCAAGGAAACAGGAAGAUGAAUCAGCAAAGCAGGGGUGUGCAAGGCAUGGAAGGCACAGGCAAUGUCUUAGUAUGCAGGCACCAGAAAAGGCAUAAGAGGGGUAGGCAAAGGCAAGGCAGAGGCAGGCACCUUAAUAGAAUCUCUCCACCUCCUACAACUCAAAAAUUACGUAUACUCAAUAUAAUAAUGUGCAAUACAAUAGUAUAGAAAUGGUUGCGAAGCGUGGGUAUAUAUAUAUACAGUAUAUCGUAAAUGGGGGGAAGCACACACAGCAUUGGGUGAUUUAGAAAAUAAGCGAAGAACUUAAACUGUGAAGAGGUGUAUUCCUUUCUAAAGAACAUCAGUACCACCAUUUUUAAAGUAUUUAACCAAGCGGCUUUGCAAUUAAACAGUCUGCUAACACAUCCUAAAGUUACAGUACAGUACAAAUUAUGAGUCAUUUGGUUAUAUGGAGUUUUCUUCUGGUUUGUUUUAUACUUGUAUUCGAUUGCAAAAUGUGUAAGCCAUCUGAACAUUCAAUCCAAACCAAAGUAGGACAAAAUAAGUGUGUUCCUUGUGACAAAUGCCCACCUGGAAUGGAAUUAAGUCGCAGUUGUGGGAAUAGAAUACCUUACCCAGCUGAUGUAAAGAUUGAGUGCAUAGAAUGUAAAAAAGGAACAUUUUCAAUUGAUCAAUCAAGUAACAAUUGUAGGCCGUGUUCUCCAACAUGCUCGGAAAAUGAAGAAGAAAGGGACAAGUGUUUGCCAACACAAAAUAGAUUUUGCAAAUGUCGGCCCGGCCUUUACCGAGAUGCUGCAACUAAUAAAUGUAGCAGAGAAUGUUGUUAUUGUGAACGAAGCGACAUUGAGGUAGAAGAUUGUGCAAAUAGAGAGGAUGGAAGGAGGUGUGGAAGUGAUACAACAGAUGGGAAAUGUGCAAUAAAAACUACCAGCCAUUUGUUUACAAAAGCGACCAGCCAUUCGUUUACAAAAGCGACAACAACAGCUGCUCCAUUAAAAGAAAAUAGAAGUGAAAACAGAGACUGGAUCAUUGGGUGUGUUAUUGUCUUGUUCCUGACUAUCUUGUUAAUCUAUUAUUUCAGAGGACAUAUUUGCAAUGAACUAAGAUGUUGUUUUGCUCCAGAAUCUUCUGCUGAUGGACUUGGACAAGAUAAUGUUGCAAGAGAAGAUAUUCCGUUAGAUUCAAGAGCGCCUUCUUUGGAAGAUAUUCUUAAUGUAACCGAUGUUUCAUGCGUUAACGGAUGUUCCUCCUCUUUCACUCACGAACGUGACAGCCUACUGACUGGCGUAACAGGACACCAACAAAGUGACACUUGGUGAUCAAUUUCAUGUGUUACCUAUGUAUGCACAAGAAUAACUUAGAAAGAUGAUGAUGUAUUAAUUUUUAGUAUAAAAUACAAACAUUAUUUUUGUUGAAGUACAGCAAAAGUAUCCAACUUAUGGUUAAUCCGGAUUUAUCACAAGUUCGGAUAUAUCACAAGUCCGGAUUCAAAAAAGGCCUUUUUCACGGGUCGUCGCCAAGAUUAGAUAUAUCCGAGGACCGCAAGGAAAAGAGAUGGUGAGAAAAUUUGAUAGAGAUCUUUUUUGCGAUUGGACAUUCUUUGAGGGAAUUUUUUUUUACAUUUGUGUAUGUUUGUAUAUUUUUUUUUAAUUUCUAUUUUUUUGCUUUUGUAUCAUUUUUUGGACUUUUUUAAUUGACUUUGGUAUCAUUUCUCGAUUUUACGAAAAAUUUCAUGGUUGUUAUUUAAAGAUAUGUAAGUACGUAAGGAAAAUGUAAAAAAUGA
Hydractinia symbiolongicarpus is the source of this 2274-nucleotide messenger RNA. RefSeq lists its product as uncharacterized. Lineage: Eukaryota; Metazoa; Cnidaria; Hydrozoa; Anthoathecata; Hydractiniidae. The transcript has 7 exons. Gene Ontology annotation, molecular function: protein binding. The coding region runs from base 923 to 1810 and encodes 295 amino acids. The record is from RefSeq and is a predicted model, not a curated record.